AAGUGAGACGUUUUAGUUUAUGUUGGUGCGCGCCUGUGAAUUUAGUUAAUUUAUCCCAUUAAUAUCACGAUUUAAUGCAUUUGAGUUAUUAAGAACGCGAAUGUAGAUGUGUAUGUGUGGUUUGAAUACAAUGUGAACGUCCCCCUGGCGAGUGUCAGCCCACAAUUAGGUUCUCACGGAUCGAAACCGCAAACGAAGCAAGAGAGAAGCAGCAACAGGCCAAAAAUAUUGCAGCCUAGAGCCUAUCUCUCGGUCUUAAUUAGCAAAUAGCCAACAGUGCAAGUGCCACAGCAACAGGCCAGCCAGGCAGUGUGUGUGUGUGUUGGGUGUUGGUUGGUGCCUUCGUGUGUGUUUAAUAAUGCGCGCCACAAUCGAGUUUGAGGAAUGUCUAAAGGAUUCGCCGAGAUUCAGACAAUUUGUGUCGAAGGAGGAGAGCGAUAUUGAGCACUUGGAGCAGCGGCUGGAGAAAAUCAUCAAGCUGUGCAAUGUGGCCGUCGACUCGGGCAAGGAGUAUGUCAAGAACCAGAGCGCCUUUGCCAUGUCCUUGUGGGAUCUGCAGCAGCAUUUUCUCGACAACAAAAACGCCCACAAUGCGCUGGGAAAGCUGAUUCAUUGUUUCCAGGAAAUGAACAAGUUCCAUACGAUUCUGUUGGAUCAGGCCAGUCGCACGGUGCUCAAAAAUCUCACUGUAUUCGUAAAGGACGACAUCAAUCAGGUAAAGGACUACAAGGGACACUUUCUCAAGGUGUCCGAGGGCUAUGACAAUGCAUUGAUAAAGAACGCGCAGGCCAGUAAAAAUCGCCCGCAGGAAGUGCAAGAGGCAGCUAAUAUCCUUUCCGCCUCAAAGUCCUGCUUCCAGCAUACCGCCUUGGAUUAUGUCAACUACAUAACACUCGCGCAGUCUCGCAAAGUCCCAUCCAUACUGUCCACGCUGCUGGACUACUAUCAGGCGUGCGUGACCUACUACCAUCAGGGCUUUGACUUGUGCAACGAUUUCGACGAGUUCUUCAAGAACAUCAGCGAGGAUUUGAAUGCCCUGCGUGGCGAUUACCAGCAGCUGGAGAAGGUCAUGCAGAACCGACACAUGAGCGUUAAUCGCUAUUGCGAUUCGAACACGAAUAGUGCCUCGAACAAAAUCGAGGGAUAUUUGUUUAAGAAAAAAUCAAAGGGCUUCAAGACCUGGUGCAGGCGUUGGUUCUACCUGAGCGACAACCAGUUGGUCUACAGUGAUUUGGAUUCGCAUUGCAGAAAACGCAGCAACGAGGACUCGUUUUCGGUCAUGGAGGAGGACCUGCGCAUCUGCAGUGUGCGGCCGGUGAACGAGGGCGAUCGCCGCUUCUGUUUUGAAGUAAUUUCGCCAACCAAAUCUCACAUUCUCCAGGCUGACUCAGCCGAUAUGCUUUCCCUGUGGAUUUCCGCACUGCAGCACAGUAUUGGGGCAGCUAUUCAGCAUGACGCCACGCACAACUCGCGGCCACAGUCAACGAGCAUGCCCAAUGCGCUGCCAGCAAAGCGGAGAAUCCACUGGGAGGAGUUCUUGAAGAUACCAGGCAAUGGACUAUGUUGUGACUGUCACAGCCAGGAUCCGCGCUGGGCCUCCAUCAAUCUGGGCAUUACGCUGUGCAUCGAGUGCUCUGGUGUCCAUCGCAGCCUCGGCGUCCACUACAGCAAGGUCCGCUCUCUGACUCUGGAUGCCUGGGAGACGGAGAAUGUCAAGGUCAUGAUGGAGCUCGGCAACGAGGUGGUUAAUCGCAUAUAUGAGGCGCGAGUGGGCGAUGACUGUGAGCUCAAGCGUCCCACGGAGCAGUGUGAGAUUGGAGUGCGCGAGGCUUGGAUAAAGGCAAAGUAUGUGGAGCGACGGUUUGUGUGCGCCAUGCCCAAGCCACAGGAGCUGCUGGCCAGUGAAACUGCCGAGGUACUGAGCAUAGACAGCGGCGGUGUGGCGGACGAAGGUGGCAGCGGUGGUGGCAGCAACAUUCUUGUCAAACAUGCCACGCUGCCGUUGGGCGGAACACGAAAGUGGGCUGUCAAGAAGCUGCGCAGGAGGCGCCAGCAGCGUUCUCUGCCAAAAACAUUGAGCGACGAUCCGAGCAUCUAUAAUACGGCCAAAACUGGUGACGAGCUGGACGAAGAUGAUGAUGAUGAAUCGAUCAACAUUCCAUCAAUGUCAUUGAGCAUCUCGCGCGACGAUUUGUUGGUCAUUGGUGACGACCUAGGCCUCGAAAGCUAUGAGACGCCCUGCAUCUUGGGCAGCGAUCAGGAGAGCACCGAAGGAGAGUCCGAUCCGGAGCUACCGGAGGAGGUGCCCUUCACACAGCUGGACGCGAAUCAGUUGCUCUACAAGGCAUCUGUUGUGCACAAUCUCCCGGUAAUGUGCAUGGCCUUUGCCCUGGGCGCCGAUAAGACAUGGAAGAAUCCCCAGGAUCGUCAGCGCUCAUUUCUACAUCAGGCCGUGAUCUCCGGCUCUGUGAUGGCCUGCGAGUAUCUGCUGCUGAACGGAGCAGCCAUCGAUGCGGUCGAUGAGCUUGGCUACAGUGCCCUUCACAUAUCCACGGCUAAGGGGCACAUCGCCCAGGUGUAUCUGCUGUUAAAAAACAAGGCCGCCUACGACCUGGCCUCAAGUGACGGCAAAAAGGCACUGGACAUAGCCGUGGAUCAGAAAAAUGCCGACAUUGUGACCCUUCUUCGUCUGACGCGACUUAACGAUGAGAUUGGCCUGAACGACGAAUACAAUGGGGAGGAUGAGACGUACAAGGAUGUGAUGAAGGACUUCUCGAACUUUGCCGCCAGUCAGCCGCGCAUGCUGCGUCAGCGCAACGACUCAAACACACUGGAAUCGCAGCGCAGCUCUCUGACCAACUCCGACUAGCAGAGGGCUAGUACGGGUGCUAGUACACCGACGCCGACGCGUCUAAAAAGUUGAAAACUUACUCGUUAUUAUGGAUAUUGUAUGGAUUAAUUAGUUAGGGCGAAUAUUGGAUUGUUAUUGGCUUUAUAGAGCGCAUUACGCAUACCAACUGUUAAACGGUUUCGAUGUCUUCUCAAUUGUCAGCAAGUCAAUGGAUGUCGUUUUCUGUAGGCUAUCUCACACUCGAAAGUCGCUUCCAAUUAAAAGUACGAUGACACACUUUCAA
Molecule: messenger RNA, 3134 nt
Organism: Drosophila subobscura
Lineage: Eukaryota; Metazoa; Arthropoda; Insecta; Diptera; Drosophilidae
Gene: CenB1A
Product: arf-GAP with coiled-coil, ANK repeat and PH domain-containing protein 2
Exons: 10
Coding region: 359-2869 (836 amino acids)
Cellular component (GO): cytoplasm
Molecular function (GO): GTPase activator activity; protein binding
Source: RefSeq, a predicted model, not a curated record